Molecule: messenger RNA, 6720 nt
Organism: Halichondria panicea
Lineage: Eukaryota; Metazoa; Porifera; Demospongiae; Suberitida; Halichondriidae
Exons: 34
Coding region: 122-6640 (2172 amino acids)
Molecular function (GO): protein binding
Source: RefSeq, a predicted model, not a curated record
GCGAAAUAAGUGCCUGGCUGAGUUACCAUGGUGAUGCACCCGACGAUCUUUGCCUCAUAGCUACAAGCUCCUAGAUCCUAGAUCGAUAUACGCGAUCCUAGCGCCGGCCUGAACAGUGAAGAUGGAUUCUUAUGGGAGGCCCCAAAAAUUUUCAGUCAGUAGGAAGCAAGAAUUGCAGCUGCAAACUGAACUUGAAACUUUAAGAAACAAGGCAGUUUUAGAUCGGUAUGUCAAGCAGCUUGCUAAUGAAGAAAAAGUUGGAGACUCUACUCGUAGUAUAUCCACAUCGUCUUUGGAGCCUACAACUAGCAGAAGAAAACACAGGAAAGGUCAGCGGAGGCCUGUCUGUGAAUCAAAAGUAACCAAGCUGGAAACAACAAUCUAUUCUGAUUGCAAAUCUACACUGUUAGAAAAAAAGUUGUCACCUAGAACAGUGGUGGUUGGAGCAUCAAGUAAUGUUAAGUUUGCCAUCACCAGUUGUUUAAAUACUAGUGUGCCUGUUCAGCAAGCUCGAAGAAAGGAAUCCAGACCAAAGUUACUAAAACCACCUCCCAGAGUUAGUAAGAAACAACCUAGCAGACGCCCAAUUACCCAGACACAAACAGAAAGUCAUCUAUCUUAUCAGAGGGAUACAAUCGAUGACUACAACAGUGUCGGUAGCAGUAAUACCACCUCUAACAAACAGACACUAGUUUUAUCUAGGUGCGAUGAUGAUGAUUCUGUUGCCUCCAAAAGUCCCAGUUUGAAUAGGAGUGCUGGUGAACAGAGCUACCCAGCUAGUAGUGCUGACUCAUCAAUAUUACUUGGCCCCCCGCAAUAUUUUGGAACAAUUUUUGACAAUUUAUCACCUAAAACUGUAUACAGUAAUAGCAUCACUGCUAGUACGCAUUCCUCACAGCCUUUGUCAGGAGCGUUAAUGCUUGAAGUUAACAUGCGAUUUAGAUCAAAGGAAACUCAUGUCAGCGUGGAGCAUCCAUUAAGAGAUGACGUAUAUGACGAAACAAGAAAACCAGUAGAAGCUAUAGUGAACCACUCUGGUGUCAGGGUUUCAAGUUCACACACUCCAUAUAUGCAGCUGCAGGAUGAAAGGCUUGGAUGCCUACCAUCAUCCCGAGAAAGUGUCAGCCCAUAUUCCACCAAAGACAAUGAAGGUCAAUCUCGUCCUGUAAUGCAAAAUGAGGAAGUACAUGUAUGUACAAAUGAUAUUCAUAUUCAUGAAAAAACGAGCCUGCCAUUUUCUCCUAAAGUUGACUCUGAUAGUGACAUUUUUUGCGUUGAGUCUCAUCAAGAGGAAGCUACAUAUAAUGACACCAUUGAAAGAUCAUCCUCAACUCUUGAAGCUAGCGAAGGCAUUGUUUUUUCAAUUGCAGGGAGUAUGUCAAGUUUUGGGCAACCUCUCUCCAGAGACCAAACUCCUUCUCCAUCUUUUGACAAGAGUUCUCGAGAGCUCAGUUUUUCAGCAAGUAGUGAUACUCAAACAUAUCCUGUUUCUUUUCAACCAAAUAGCCAAGUUGGCAGCACUGUUCGGUUGCUAUCAAAUCAAAAGCUAGCCACAUCGUCUUGGCUGCAAGCCAUCAACAGCGGGGAUUCAAAGAACAGCAAAGCAACAGAAUCAGAUCUUUAUAACUUUUCUGGAGUUAGUGGCGAGGAAGUCAAGCAGACUGUUUCUGUACAUUAUUUAGCUGAUUCCGAUCCUAGUGAAUCCUUUAAUCAGACAGUACAUCUCAAACCAACAGCGAUCGCCUCUGGAUCAGGUAGUCUGAAGUACGAGGAUGUUAUCGGUGUUACUAAUGAUGAUCAACAGAUUACUGAUGACAACAUCCAUGAAAUUCUUGCCUUCUCCAACUCACCAGUAACUAUCGAAGAUAUACUCAACAUCACUGGAAAUACUUUAAGAAGACAGCCAAGAGAAACUAUGGUGUCUCAGUGUAACAAAGACUCAAAGCUCUCUUUUUUGUCAACAUGGGAUUCUACUCUUUCACAUACAAGUAUCCAUCAUUUCUGCAUGAAUACUACGCUUCCCCAACUGCCAGUACCAACACAAAUCUUAUCCAGACGGUCACACUGCAAACAACUUAAGCAAGAUGACUUACAAAUUAUUGAUGACAUUAAAAAAAUUGGCAAAUCUCCUCCUAAUACCGCAAGGUCCAAAGCUGCUACUUGUCUGAAUGUUGCACAGCAGGUUUCAGACGGUCACAGUACCUCGAAUUCUCAGCGUUCAUUAGCCAGUGACAAUGUAGCUCAGGGCAAACUUAAAAAAAAGAGAAGCGACAGCAGAUCUUUGCAAAAAAAGAAAGCAACUCUACAAUACAAAGUACAUGAUAGUGCUAUUUUUGGUUUGUCUGGUGAGAGCAUGAAGAUUGCCAAAAACCCCUCUCUCUUACUGUGGACUCCUGCUCCCCCGAAACUGAGUCUUCAUCCCUCUAUUGUCCAGAUGCAUCUUUUUCCAAACUACAAGACAGAUUCGGUGUCUAAUGGUAUUGAAACCAUUGACAAGUACCAUUAUGGAGAGAAAGUUGAGCCUUUUAUUGUUAGCCAAGAGGACGUGAUCAAAAAUGAAUUAUCCAGGCUCACUGAUCCUAUUUUCCGCUCAGUUCCUAAUUUCAGUGCAGUUUGUACUAUGCUGGCCACUCAACCCGAUAAAGAAGAAUUCACCACUCAAGCCCAACUGAAGGAAGUUGAAAAAUUAUCUGAAGAGUCCUCUACAGCAGUGAAUGUUGAAUCCAGGCAACGUUCUGUUGGUAACUCCACUAUACAGGGUGCCGGAGGCAGCAAUGUAUUACAGCACACUAAGUCACUCCUGCAGCUUGCACCUAAUGGUGAGGUGACUUGUGAGAAAGUGGAAGCAGCAAGCACACAGUUCAAUGCUCUGAUGAUAGAGAUUCAGCUUCAAAGGGAGAGACUGAUUCAAUAUCACAAAGGUCUCAAUACCCCUAAAAUUGAUACCACUGUGUUUACUGCUAAUAAUGACCUCUUAGAAGAUGUGCAAGUCGUUCAAGAAUCGUCUUUGGCAGCCAGUGGAACGCUUACUUCACGUAAGCUCCAAAGGCAGUUUAUGAGAGGGACAAAGCGAAGCACUAGCAAAGUUGGGGCUACUGGUGGGCGGCUCAGAGCCAUUAGGAGAACUAAGAGUGCACAGAUCAGGGCUGAGCAGGCACGAGAGCAAUUAUCACAGCCAUCACGCACUUCAGCAAGGAGAGGAUCUUUUCCAUUGGACCAUUACGAUCUCCACCAUAUCUACUCACAGCAAAACAUUUAUAAUAAACAAGCUGCCACCUACAAGACUCCCUUUUGCCAUUUAAGUCUCCCAGACCUCACUGACGAGAGGUUUGAUCAGAUGAUGCUAAGCCAGGGUGCUAAUCCUGGCACUGAUGAUCCGUUUAAAUGGGCAUAUGGCGUCUGGUGGGAUAGGUGGUUUCCUGAGGUGCUAAAAGAGUGUAGAGAAGCUGUUGGAGAGCUGUACUCUGGCCAUAACAUUAAGUUGGUGAGAAAGAACUAUCAGACUAAACCGGAAGCCCGCAAAAAGCACAGUCCUGUGGACAUAGAGGAAGACUGGAGCAACAUGGUCUUAGACCUGGCUGAUGUAGACCCAGUUUGGGACCAGGUAUCAGACUCAGAAGUGAAAGAGAAAGUUGAGAUUGAAGUAUCUAAACUAAACACAAGUAUUGAACAGUGUGAAGAUAUGAAUAUGGUUGCUGUUCACUGCUGUAGGAGAGGGGCAAUUCUUCGAAAGUUGGGGAAGUUGAAUGAGUCGUUAGAUGAUCUUAACCAUGCACUGUCGAUUCAAUCUACCUUCUCUGACGCCUACUGGCAUCGGCACUUACUUUUUUUGAUUCAAGGCAACAAAAAAAGAGCUAUGGAAGAUCUUUUUGUCCUUUUGAAGCAAAAUAAGAAGCACUUUGGUGCCUUAAGGUCCAAGGCUGCCUUAUUGCUUGAGAAAGGUGACCUCAGCAGUGCUGUUUAUAGUUUGAGUCAAGCAAUUGCUCUCCAUCCUGAUGACUCUGAUUCCUAUUUCAUAAGAGCAGAGAUCUAUGAGAAGCGUGGAGAAGUUGAAUCUGCUCUCAGUGACUAUGCUCGUGUCAGCGAGCUGGACCCCAGUAACAUUGUGGCGCUGAGCAGACCAGCAAUGCACAAAUUCAAGAGAGGGAUGUGGGCAGCAUCCGGCCAACACUUUGCUGCCCUUCUUCAGCGAGAUCCUAAUAACACUGAGGCGAGAAUACAUCGUGCCAAAGCACACUACAAUAUUGGUCAAUAUGUAGAGGCCUUGCAAGAUCUUUCAGCAGCCAUUCAUUUGGAGCCAAAUCAAGCCCAAGCAUUUUUUCAUCGUGCCUAUCUCCUGAGGGAGUCUCAACCCAAGCAGGCACUCCAAGACUUCAGUGUAUCUCUACUGCUAGAUGACUCAGUGACGAAUGUACAAGCAUUCGUUCAUAGAGGAGUGCUGUAUACACAACUGACGUGCUAUGAUGAAGCUCUCCAGGAUUUUGAGUCUGCUGUGAAAUUGAAACGCUCUCUGCCCUCUCCCAAUGUGUGCGCUGGUCUAGUGCACAUGCUACACAAAAAAAACAUAACUCGUGCUAUACACUGCUUCUCAACUGCCAUUUUCGUUGAUCCAACCUGCAUCAGAGCUUAUUUGUGUCGAGCCGAUGCAUUCCAAAGAGAUGCCAGGUUCAAGCUGGCUAUUCUUGAUUAUGCAAGAGCUUCUCAUUUGGAACCGAACAAUCCAACAUACUAUCUCUUCAAGGGUGAACUACAUUUCCACCUGGGUGAGUUAGAUCUUGCUUCCCUGCACAUCAGCAUUGCAGCCAAACUAAGCACUGGGUUUGACCAGGAGAAGUCACAGAGGGCAUUGGUGGACUCAUUCCUUGGGAACUAUGAGCAGGCCAUCAUACUGCUACAAGGGAUUCCAAAGACCCCCGAGAUAUACUCCAUGUUGGGAAGAAUACAGUUUAAGGCGAAAGAAUUCAUUGGCUCUGCAGACAGUCUUAAACAAGCUAUUUACCUUGCUGAAAAAAUAAAGCCCUCUAACUUAGACACUCAUGCUGACUCAAGAGGUGGUGUUGACAAUACUGGUACAAAGGAAAAUAUUUUUGAUGUAAAAACGGGGUUUCAUUUCAUUUGUGGACAGAGCUUGACCGAGAGUGGCUCACUCAAGGAAGCUGUGAACGAGUUUUCUAAAGUAAUUCAGGCUAUGCCUGACCAUGCACUGGCAUACUACAAGCGAGGAGUCGCCAAACUAAUGGAUCACAACUCCAAGGGAAUUCUUGACCUCAACAAGUCUCUGGCCAUCAAUCCUAAACUUUUUGAGUCCUUUUUGGCCAGAGCAGCCUACUAUGGAAAAACAGGGCGAUACUCCAAAGCUAUUCUCAACUGUAAUGAGGCCAUCCGACUGCAACCUGCUAGUGUUAGAGCUUAUCUUUGCAGGGGAGCUCUGAGGUAUUACCACAAAAUGUAUGAUAGUGCUAUUGAAGACUUGUCGAGAGCAAUUCGUCUUGAUUCAAGGCAUGCUUCCUUAGCUCAUUUCAAUCGAGCUGUGUGUUACCAAGCAUUGGGAAAACUCCACAUGGCUCUCUUGGACUACAGUGUCGUAUUUCUACUGGUUGAGUCGCCCAAGGUUGAAGUGUUGAUCAAUCGAGCUCUUCUCUAUUUGGAGUUAGGAGACUGGGCCAACAGCCUCUUUGAUUUUAUUGCAGCUGGCAAAGUGUUGAAGGAUGACUCAUCAAUUUUCCAAGCAAUUGGUUACUGUUACCAUAGGCUUGGGUCUCUUGACUGUGCUGUUGAUGCCUAUACAGAAGCAAUCAACAUUGAUCCUACAUUCCUCGGUGCAUAUAUUGGUAGGGGUAAUACGUACAUGGACUACCUGACUGUGAAGGGCAAUAGCAAAAGCAGAAUGGAUUACUUGCGUACAUUGGAACUGGAUCCCAGAUAUCUUCCAGCAAGAGUUAAUCUUGCCUUCCUUCUCCAAGUAGAGGGAAAGUUCCAGGAAGCUUGGAACCAACUUACGAGUGUACUGAAGACAGACGAGGGACAUAUUUCUGCUCGUGAAGCAAGAGCUGUCAUCAGUUUACAGAUGGGUAAUCUUUUUGGGGCACUACUCGAUAUCAACACUGCAAUUCAGGUGCACAAGAAUGCACUCCUGUUGGUCAACCGUGGUGUUAUUCAUCAGUUUAUGGGUGACGUUGUUAAUGCAAUGAAUGACUAUCAGGAAGCUGUGAUUAUCGAGCCAUCCUAUUCACUAGCUCACUUCAACAUUGGAAAUAUCUUGUUCCAGCAAAGACAUUUCAAGCAGGCUGUGAAUAGCUACACCAAGGCAGUUGGAAGCGAAAGUAGUGUGGAUUCUGUUCUUCUGAACCGAGCCAUUGCUCAUGUGAUGCUCACAGACACUAAAUCAGCUCUAGAUGACUUCAGAGAAGCUAUUCUAAUCAACCCGUUUUCAUCUCAUGCAUACUUCAAUAGAGCUAACCUCUACCACUCCAUGGGAGAAUUCGAAAAAGCCGAACUUGACUAUAGGAAAGUACAUGAACUUCAACCUGAUGACUGGUUGACAACGUUCUAUUACGGUGAAACAUUGAGGAAAAUAAACAAAGAUAGCAGUGCUUGUAACAUUAUAGCUCAAGCUGUAGAAAGGAUGAUCCAACUAUGAUUUUUCCUUCCAUUAAUCAUGUUAAGAUUAGGAUCGUGCACGAUAAUUGUAAUACAUGAAUUCUAACACUGCUUCUCCUG